This is a messenger RNA of Spizellomyces punctatus DAOM BR117, 414 nucleotides long. RefSeq lists its product as uncharacterized. The transcript has 2 exons. Bases 1 to 414 code for a protein of 137 amino acids. Lineage: Eukaryota; Fungi; Chytridiomycota; Chytridiomycetes; Spizellomycetales; Spizellomycetaceae. The record is from RefSeq and is a predicted model, not a curated record.
AUGCCAAAAAGGAAACAUGAAAACCCAGUCGUCAACUCAGAGUCAGAUUCUCCGAGCACUUGGUCCUCUUUGGAUGAAGUACUUGAAGAAAAGGCCAAAGCAGCAUCUCCUUCUACUAAAAAGACCAAGCAAGCAAACUCCAGUGAUAAGAGAACGUCGCGGUCUUUCAGCUUCGACGAAGACGAGUUCCUGUUGGAUAUCGUUCUAGAUUUUCAGGAGAGAAAUGGCAUAGGCAGUAACGGUCUGUGGCCAGAAGUCAAAAGAAAGUACGACGCAAAGUUUGGUAAAUCGUCGGAACAGCUUCGCUCGCGUUACCGAGUUCUGGCGAAACGUCCUCCCAAAGUAACGAAUGGGGUUGAAAAGAACACAAAAGUUGAACAUUUAAAGGAAGAAGCAGAAGAGGCGAAUAACUGA